Mycena citricolor is the source of this 2149-nucleotide messenger RNA. The record is from the annotation of a GenBank genome assembly. NCBI's taxonomy places the organism in Eukaryota, Fungi, Basidiomycota, Agaricomycetes, Agaricales, Mycenaceae.
GUGAAGUAGAACCAGUCUCAUAAGAAGCCUAACACUGCACCCGGAUUACAAGCCGCGGCAGCAUACGGCAGAUGAACAAGACCUCAUAAGGCUUAGCUCAUCAACGGGAUGUGUCACGCGACGCGACACUUCGAAUUCUUCUUCAUCUUUACGGGCAGAUCAGCCCUAUCAGUCUGCCCAGCAGCCAGGCUCAGAGGACUGGUCGCUUCGGCUAAAUGUCAAUCGAGGUCCCCGCUUCGGGCUUGCAUGUGGUAAAGCUUGAAUGCGCUGCGUGGAAAUGGUUCUGGCGAUGUCUGGGCAGUGGAGAUAUAUGACCGGGUCCUGUAGCGGCUUUUUAAAGGAUGCUAGCUUUUGGCUUCCUCGCGCUCGCGCUGACCGUCGCGUCUGCCACGCCCGUCUUCGACACGCUCGUCCUGCAUGAGCGUCGGGCAGUUGUUCCGGAGGGCUUCGUCGCGUCGGGAUCGGCGCCUGCUGAGAAGAUACUUCAGCUGAAGCUUAACCUGGCCCAGAAUAACCUCGAAGGGCUGGAGACGAAACUGCUCGCUGCUGCCACACCGGGUAGUGCGACCUACGGACAAUGGUUGUCCAAGGAAGAGGUCGACUCAUUCUCCACUCCCACUGCAGAGACCACUGCCGCCGUGUCUGAGUGGCUUUCCUCCAAUGGUCUAUCAUCGACACUCGUCUCUCCCUCCGGUGACUGGAUCUCCGUCAGCGUCCCCGUGUCCAAGGCAAACGAGCUGCUCGGCGCUGACUACCGGGUUUUCACGCACACCGCCAGCGGCACCGAGUCGAUUCGCACGCUUGAGUACUCCAUCCCGGCCGCGCUCAAGGACCACGUCCGCGUCGUCACUCCCACGACCAGCUUCAGCGGGUCCCGCUCCCUUCCUCGCGUGAUGGCGGUGAGAAGCCAGCAGCCCGAGCCGCGCGCGGCACCGGCGCCGGCGCCAGUGUCGGACGCCGUCCACGUUUCCUGCAACGACACGAUGACACCCAGGUGCCUGCAGUCCAUGUACCGCAUCCCCAAGACGCCUGCGAAGAGCAAGAAGGGAUCAAUCGGGGUAGUGGGGAUGUAUGAGCAGUGGGCGAACAGGGAGGAUCUGAAGGACUUCCUCGAGGAGCAGCGCCCGGACAUGAACUCCUCGACUACGUUCGGCCUCCUCUCGCUCGACAACGGAACGGAUUCGCAGGCCCCAGAUGAUGCCAGCGUCGAAGCUAACAUGGACAUCCAGCUCACCGUGGGCCUGGCAACUAACGUUCCGGUCACAUUCGUUUCUUUGGGGACCAAUAACACUGAUGGCGCGGACGGCGGCUACCUCGAUAUCAUCACAGGGCUCAUUGCCGAGAGCGCUCCACCCCAAGUGCUCACAACCAGUUACGGUCUGCUUGCUGAGUCCUAUCUCUCCGAGCCCCUCACCGUGGCGAUGUGCAACUCGUACAUGCAGUUGAGUGCCCGAGGGGUCUCUAUUCUGUUUGCCUCGGGCGAUGGCGGUGUUUCUUCGACCCCUGGUGUGCAGUGCAAUGGAACAGCAUUCGCGCCCACCUUCCCUUCCUGCCCUUACGCGACUUUGGUCGGUGCCACCUCCGGUAUGCCAGAAACGGGCGCGGCCCUCUCCGCUGGUGGUUUCUCGAACUACUUCCCUACCCAGUCUUGGCAACAAUCCGCCGUCAGCGCGUACAUCAAGUCGAUCGGCACGCAAUAUGCUGGCAAGUACAACACCACCGGUCGGGGGUACCCGGACGUCUCGGCCAGCGGUGUGAACGUCACGAUGCACCAAAUCGAUCACUGGGACUUGAUCGACGGCACGUCCUGCUCCUCGCCUAUCUUCGCGUCGGUGAUCGGCCUAAUUAACGACCGGCUGCUGACCGCCGGGAAGCCCGUGCUUGGCUUCCUCAACCCGUGGUUGUACUCCAACCCGCAGAUGUUCAAUGACGUUACGACGGGAAAUAACCCUGGUUGUGGAACGGACGGCUUCUCGGCCAAGGCAGGGUGGGAUCCCGUCACCGGCAUGGGAACGCCCAACUUCCCUGCUAUGCUGAAGGCCGCCGGUCUCUAAAUAAGACCAAAAUAAUGGGCACUUAGUGUUGUUUUUCUGAUCACAAAUCGAACUCUCAUGCUGAGAAACUCAUCUCUCCUUCUGCCGAGUUUAAA